Messenger RNA from Fomitopsis serialis, 1594 nucleotides. RefSeq lists its product as uncharacterized. NCBI's taxonomy places the organism in Eukaryota, Fungi, Basidiomycota, Agaricomycetes, Polyporales, Fomitopsidaceae. The transcript is spliced from 5 exons. The record is from RefSeq and is a predicted model, not a curated record. Bases 44 to 1309 code for a protein of 421 amino acids.
ACGCCGACUCGACCAGACGAGGGCCUCGCUGUGGCCCGCUCGCAUGCCCUUCGUCCCGUCCUCUCUCCCAGGGCCAUCCUCCCUCCCCACACAUCCACCCCCUGCUGCCUCUAACGACCACGACAACACGCCCGCCAUGCCCUCGACGUCCCUGGGUCGCCAGCUUCGCUGCUGGCUGAUCCUCGCGCCCGCACUCUGGGCCGCCUCCGCGCGCGCCGCCGGCUCGGGCACCGGCAGCACGAACACGAGUCUCGCCAUGAUCAUCUUGUAUGCGAUAACCGGAUGUGUGUCGGCGCUGUUCUGUGUGGUCAUCGUCUCCGGUGCCAUCCGCGCGAUCCGCCAUCCCGAGCGGUAUGGCCCACGCACUGGCGAGGGCGAGUUUGCUAGUUCAUUCCCCGGGCAAUCGCGCGCCCGCGGGCUCACCAGAGCGAUCCUCGACACUUUCCCCGUCGUCAAAUUCGGAAUGGAGACACCACAGUCAACGCAAGGCAAGGACGUGGAGAUGGGCGACGUGAACAGCUACAAGGGCGACGAGGAGCGGGACAGCGCGAGCCUUGACGGCGACGACAAGUUCUCCAUAGAGGAAGAUGGGGGCGCCGAGCCGCAUCGCGGUGCGCAUGCGAACGCGCACGAGCGGCGGGUCAGCUGGGCGCCGCAGCCGCCACUCGAGCGAAAAGACGAGGGACGCGCAGGGGAGGACACCGUACAGGAGGAGGACAUUACGACCACCGCACACGACCACUCUGGGACGGGCGAGCCCGUCGCGGGGCCGUCCUCGCCAACACAGCGCUCGCCGUCCGACCGCGAGCUCCCCCCGGCGCGCCCCCGCCCCCGCCCCGGGCGCUCGUCAACGCUGGGCCGCCCGAUGUCCGCGCCGGCGGGCGAGAAGGAGAAGGACGUCGUGCCGGACGCAAUCGGGACGGAGACGUGCCCGAUCUGCAUCGUGGACUUUGAAGAAGGCGACGACCUGCGCGUGUUGCCGUGCGAGGGGAAGCAUCGGUUCCACAGGGACUGUGUGGACCAGUGGCUGCUGGAGCUGAGCAGCAGCUGUCCAAUCUGCCGACAGGACUUCCAAGCCCUCGAGACGAUGAUGAUGGCGGGCGAUGUGGGUGACCAUCUCGAGCCGCCGCACCCGCAUUACGCGCAACGACCGCUGUCCAGCGCCGCCGCGCGCUUUUCGCGGUAUCUGCGGUUCGCGCGGAGGCGGCACGGGCACCGCACCCGGGAUGGGCGGGAGGGACGGGAGGAUGGUAGCGGGUACGAUAUCACGGACCCGCCGAUGCCGCUGUCGCCGGAGAUGAGGUUCUGAGUCGCCCUUUGCUCUCCCGCUCCGCCGUUACCGUCCUGGCUGCUUCAGUAAUUUCUCGUUCGCACGGCCGUCCGUCCGGAUCCGUACGGUCUGUGCGCUACGCUCCCUCCAUGGCCCUUCUUCCCCCGCUUCCCCGCCAGGUCUGUAUUAUUGCCCUUUGCUUAUUAGGACUCGGUUCUUCCUCUGUUGCUAUCUGUAUUCUAGUACGCCAGGAUGUCAUGUUGUAAAACACUAUACGCGCAUAUAUUAUAGAUAUAGGCCGCGUCAUUCACCAGCCCCCGUCAU